This is a messenger RNA of Calypte anna (Anna's hummingbird), 1653 nucleotides long. RefSeq names its product TruB pseudouridine synthase family member 2 (gene TRUB2). The transcript has 8 exons. The record is from RefSeq and is a predicted model, not a curated record. Gene Ontology annotation, molecular function: pseudouridine synthase activity; RNA binding. Gene Ontology annotation, biological process: pseudouridine synthesis; RNA processing. NCBI's taxonomy places the organism in Eukaryota, Metazoa, Chordata, Aves, Apodiformes, Trochilidae. The coding region runs from base 27 to 971 and encodes 314 amino acids.
CGGGAGGGAAGCGGGGGGGAUCCGGCAUGGCGGCGGUGCCGAGCGGGCUCUUCGCCGUCUACAAGCCGGCGGGGGUGGCGUGGGGCCGAGUCCGUGACGCGGUAGAAACGCGGCUGCUGCGCGAGCUGAACGCGGCCCCGGGGCGCGCCCCGCGGCAGCACAUUCGCUUCCUACCGGCCCCGGGAGGGAGCGACGGCGGGGCCAGCGGGCUGGUGGCCACCAGGGUGCCGAUGCUGGCCGACCACCCCCUCGUCCGAGGCCCGCGGUUCAGGAAGCUGAAGAUCGGAGCGGGUCACCGGCUGGACGUGAAAUCCUCGGGAGUUUUCGUUCUGGGCAUAGGCCAUGGGAACAAGCUGCUCACUGCUCUGUACAACUGCCACCUGACCAAGGCUUACACCGUGGGUGGAUUGUUUGGUAAAGCCACUGAUGACUUCUCAGACAUGGGGAAGCUAAUAGAAAGGACAACAUUCGAUCAUAUCACAAGGGAGAAGCUGGAACGGAUUCUUGCUGUCAUUCAAGGAACAAAUCAUAAGGCCCUGUUGAUGUAUUCUAACAUUGAUAUGAAAACACAAGAGGCAUAUGAGCUGGCUGUCAAAGGGUUGAUUCGGCCCAUGGAUAAAAGCCCUCCCAUCAUCACAGCCAUCCGAUGCCUCCAGUUUGCACCUCCAGAAUUCCAGCUAGAAAUCCAUUGCCUGCAUGAGACUCAGCAGUAUCUCCGAAAAAUAGUUCAUGAGAUUGGUCUGGAGCUGAAAUCCUCUGCUGUGUGCACACAAGUGCGAAGGAUACGCGAUGGCGUUUUCACGGUGGAGGAUGCUCUGCUGAGAACCCAGUGGGACCUGCAGAGUGUACAGAAUGCCAUUUGGAACUGUCAGCUUAAAGUGAAAAGCGAGAUAGAGAAAACACUAGGCCAUCAGGAUAGAAGUCUUCUCCACGAGGUGGAGGGUGAGAUGGUGGAUGCUGCAGAGAGCUGAGAGUGUGCUCUGGGGGAAAUGUCCACGAGCCAUCUCUGCAGCACAAUAGCACAGUGCAGCACAGCUACGUGCUGACAGCAUGAUGGACAGCAGAAGGAGGGAGGUUAAUUGCAGUUCACUUCCACCCUUUCCUUGAGAUGACUUCAGUCAGAGGCAUUUUUGUCAGUGACAGGCUGUAUAAUUUAUUCUAAGGCAUCACAAGCAGUUUGUUAACAGCAGUUAGCUGUGCCAAAAUUCCUGUUGACUUUGGGAACAUUGGUUGUUAAGGGAUCCCCAUCCUCAAAUUGUUGGGCACUAGGAAACAGUGUCUUACAGGAUUGUAUUCCCUUCAUUGCAAAGAUUAGCUAUUUGCAACUGGUGGCAUAACAUAUCUACUGUAUAGAUUUUGUUUCCCCUCUGUUGUCCUAGAGUAUUUUCUUUCCUUCAGUCCUGCUUUGAGACACACAAGAGCUCAAAAAUCAGAUUAAAAUGAUGUGCAGGAGAAACCACGUUUUAGACAAAGCAGUGCAGGGAAAUGGUUAAACACAGAGAAGGUGUGAUGAAAGUGACUUGUAAUAGGGACUGAUGCAUAAGAUACCUAAGAAAUAAAACUGAAAGUGACCUAAAGGGGAAGAGGCUGAUUCUUGUCUCAGAACUCAUGUCUGAGUACAUUGACUCAUUAAAUUAUUUUUUUUCUUUUGAA